AUGUAUGCAGCCCAGCAAUUGACUGAAUAUGCACAGAGCGGAAAUGUAAUCCUUACCGAUUCUGAGCUCAAAAUACUUGCCUUGUCUAGAAAUGUAACCGAAGGAGAAGGUCAAGAGGCGCAGAAGGUUGGGCUACAUUAUUCCCUUGAAAGCAGACAAAACUUCCUUGGAAUACCAGAUCUUACGCAAGAAAGAGUUCGUGCUGCACUGGUUGAGGCUGUUACAAGGUCGUCAGCCGCAAAAGCUCCCACAUCGAAACCGAUCUCCAAACCAGGAGAUGUACUCCGAAAAUGCUUGGCUUUGUCGAUUACGGAAUUGCCCCCUAUUUUGGUCGACCACAUUCUACAGGCGAACAAUUUCGACACUUCUGUUAAGCCUGAGGUAGUUUUGGAAGAUGGUUCUCUUCUCAAUGAUCUGACGGAGAAUCUGCGCCAAGCAAGAGAGCUUGUUGAAUCUAUCACAUCACCUGCAGUAUGCACUGGGUUUAUAUUUGCAAAGAAAACACACCAGGAACAAAUCCAGCAGCGCAAGGACAGCGACUCCAGGACCGGCCUGCUUUACGAAGAUUUCCAUCCCUUUGUCCCAACCAAAUUCGAGAAGAAGAGCAAUAUCGAGCUUCUCAGAUUCCAGGGCUACAACAAAACUGUCGAUGAGUUCUUCUCAUCUUUGGAGGGCCAAAAACUAGAGAAUCGCCUUGCGGAGAGAGAAGCAGCUGCUCAACGGAAACUCGAUUCAGCUAAACAAGAUCAAGUAACCAGAAUCAAGGGACUGAAAACUGCCCAGUCUGACAACUUCCGGAAAGCAGCAGCGAUUGAAGCGAACAUUGAACGGGUCCAGGAGGCUAUGGACUCGAUCAAUGGCCUUCUAAGACAAGGAAUGGACUGGGUCGACAUAGGGAAGCUUGUUGAAAGAGAACAAAAGAAAAACAACCCAGUUGCGAACCUGAUUUGCCUGCCUUUGAAUUUGGCCGACAAUAUCAUCUCGGUUCGCUUGAGCGAAGAAGAAGAUACCGAGAGCGAAGAGGAGGACCCAUUUGAAACAGAUGACAGUGAUGAGGAAUCUGUAGACGGUUUGGAAGCUCUCAAGGAGGAUCGGACAAGUGCAGACAGGACUCUGGUUGUUGAAGUGGUCCUAACGCUCAGUCCCUGGAGCAAUGCAAGAGAAUACUACGAUCAACGAAGGACGGCUGUUAUAAAGGAAGAAAAAACUCAGCUGCAGGCCGACAAGGCCAUCAAAAGCACCGAAGAGAAGAUUAAGCAAGAUUUGAAGCGAGUCUUGAAGCAAGAGAAGGCGUUACUGCAGCCUAUUCGGAAUCUCAUGUGGUUUGAGAAGUUUUAUUGGUUCAUUUCUUCUGAUGGCUAUCUUGUCGUUGGCGCAAAGGAUAAGUCUCAAGCAGAGAUUCUAUAUCGGCGGCAUUUGCGUACUGGUGAUGUCUUCUGCCAUGCUGACGCAAAUAAUGCUGCCGUUGUCGUUGUGAAAAAUAACCCGAACACAGCGAAGGCACCAAUUGCACCAGCCACGCUCGCUCAAGCCGGCCAACUGAGUGUUUGCUCCUCCGAGGCCUGGGAUUCAAAAGCUGGGGUUGGAGCUUGGUGGGUUACUUCUGACCAGGUGUCUAAGUCAACUGCAACAGGAGACAUUCUGCAACCGGGCAACUUCAACAUCAGCGGCGAGAAGAACUUUUUACCCCCAGGGCAGCUGAUGCUCGGUCUCAGCGUCAUGUUCAAAAUUAGUGAAGAAAGCAAGGCGCGCCAUAACAAGCACCGUGUACACGAACAGGGCGCUCCUCAAAGGGAAACUGAUUCAAAGUCUUCACACGCUGAACCGGCAAUGACAGCGAAUGAUACCCCACAAGACACCACUACCACAAAAGCCAGCGAUGAGUCCAAUAACGAAGGAAAUGCAACUGACAAUGAAGAUGAGGAUGAAGAACCCGUCAGAGCCAAUCCUCUCCAUAGCGAGGACCUUGGCGGCGAGACCACGCGGUCUGAGGAACAUAAGGAACAAACGAUACCGACACUGGCUUCUCUGAAUAUCACAGAGGAGAGUGAUGAGGGCGCUAACGAGCGGUUUGCUGUCCAAUCGGCGGCUGUCAUCAUGGAAACUCGCACAGAAACGAAAAGUACUGCCACGGCUGCGGCCAGUAGUGGAAUACCGCCUGAGUCUAAGAAGCUAAAGAGAGGCCAGAGAGGAAAAGCGAAAAAGAUCGCUGCAAAAUACAAAGACCAGGAUGAAGAGGACCGUGCUGCUGCUGAGGUGCUGAUUGGAUCUGCUGCGGGCAAACAGAAAGCUGAGGCUGAGGUGCAGGCGAAGCUGAAGCGAGAGCAAGAAAUGGAACAUGCGAAGGCGAGACGUCGCGAACAGCACGAAAAGAAACAAAAAGAGGUAGUUGAACACGAGGAGAGGAGACGUGCCGUUCUCGAUCACGAAGCAGACGACGAAGAGGAACAGCAGGCGCCAAUCGACCUGUUGGUCGGCACGCCUCAUCCUGGUGACGAAAUUUUGGAAGCCGUAGUCGUAUGCGCCCCCUGGGCUGCAUUGGGACGAUCCAAAUACAAGUUUAAGCUCCAGCCGGGCCCCGUGAAGAAGGGCAAAGCAGUGAAGGAGUUGCUGGAACGUUGGAGGGCGGACGCGAGCCGAAAAGGUGCUCUGGAUGAAACGAGCACGGACAUGGAGAAGAUGUGGCCUCGAGAGGUGGAAUUGAUCAAGUUCAUGAAGCCAGAGGAGAUUGUCAACACUGUACCUGCUGGGCGAGUUCGACUCGUCGUUGUUGGUGCGAACUCCGGCUCCAAAGGCGGCCGUGGCACCGGGGGAGGCAAGAAUCAAGCAAAGGGUGGCAAAAAGGGCAAAUGA
Messenger RNA from Cordyceps fumosorosea ARSEF 2679, 2853 nucleotides. Its product is annotated as serologically defined colon cancer antigen 1. Gene Ontology annotation, biological process: rescue of stalled cytosolic ribosome; ribosome-associated ubiquitin-dependent protein catabolic process. Gene Ontology annotation, molecular function: tRNA binding; ribosomal large subunit binding. The transcript has a single exon. The coding region runs from base 1 to 2853 and encodes 950 amino acids. NCBI's taxonomy places the organism in Eukaryota, Fungi, Ascomycota, Sordariomycetes, Hypocreales, Cordycipitaceae. Gene Ontology annotation, cellular component: RQC complex. The record is from RefSeq and is a predicted model, not a curated record.